Messenger RNA from Hylaeus volcanicus, 3975 nucleotides. It is a transcript of the gene okr, whose product is annotated as DNA repair and recombination protein RAD54-like. The transcript is spliced from 9 exons. Gene Ontology annotation, cellular component: nucleus. NCBI's taxonomy places the organism in Eukaryota, Metazoa, Arthropoda, Insecta, Hymenoptera, Colletidae. Gene Ontology annotation, molecular function: flavin adenine dinucleotide binding; DNA translocase activity; ATP-dependent chromatin remodeler activity. Gene Ontology annotation, biological process: reciprocal meiotic recombination; double-strand break repair via synthesis-dependent strand annealing; tRNA processing. The record is from RefSeq and is a predicted model, not a curated record. Bases 1 to 2718 code for a protein of 905 amino acids.
AUGAAAGAAAGUUUAUUCAUUGUUUGGAAGAGAUAUAUUUUUAAUAAUACAUAUCUUUGUGCUUUUCUUCGUACAAUACACAAAAGCAAUAUGUCAAUUGAUAUAUUAGAAAUGCUAAAGGAAUCAAGAAUGAUAAAAGUAUGUGCACCAAUGGUCAGAUACAGCAAAUUACAAUUUAGGACUUUGGUAAGACAGUAUGAUUGUGACAUUUGCUUCACUCCUAUGAUCUUAGCUGAUUCGUUUGUACAAUCUGAUAAAGCCAGGGAUAAUGAAUUUUCAACAACUAAUGAAGAUAAACCACUAGUUGUUCAAUUUGCUGCAAAAACUGUGAACGAUUUCGUUGGUGCAGCAGAAAUGGUUGCUCCGUACUGUAGUGGUGUUGAUCUGAAUUGUGGUUGUCCUCAACGCUGGGCCAUAAAAGAUGGGUAUGGAGCUGAUUUGCUUAAAAACCCAGAUCUUGUAAAGGAUAUAAUAUAUCAAAUUCGAUCUUUUGCACCUAGUCAAAGAGGAAAGCGUCCAUUACUUUCUGAUAUAUCCAAUAAUGGCUCUUUUUCACCAAUUGUGCCACAAGUAUAUCAGACAAAAAAAAGAAUUUGUCGUAAUAUCAGAGAUGUGAAAAUACCAGAAUAUAAAGCCAUUGCUCUUUCAGCGAAUGAUGCACAAGCAACUCAAGAAGUCAUUUCUGAACAUGAAGAAAGGGUAAAGAAACUUCUCAACAAACCAUUCAAGAUACCAAUUCCUGGUUACCAACUAUCAGGUCGUGCUUUAGGCACACGUUUAUCUGGUCCCCGAAGACCAUUACAUGAUCCUGAUGAAGCUAAUGCUCUUAUUGUUUAUUCACCACCUGAAUUAUCUGAACAUGAUAGACUAAAAUUAGAUCAAUCUAAACAGCUUGUACAUGUUGUGGUUGAUCCUCUGCUAUGUAGUAUUUUAAGACCUCACCAAAGAGAAGGUGUUAAAUUUAUGUAUGAAUGUGUAACUGGAAAACGCAUAGAAGGUGCUUAUGGAUGUAUUAUGGCAGAUGAAAUGGGUCUUGGAAAAACUUUGCAGUGCAUAACUCUUUUAUGGACUCUAUUAAAACAAGGACCUGAAGCUAAACCACUUAUAGAGAAGGCUAUUAUCGUUGCUCCAAGUUCUUUGGUUAAAAAUUGGUACAAUGAAAUUUUUAAGUGGUUGAAAAAUAGAGUACAACCGCUAGCUAUCGAUGGUGGUAACAAAGCAGAUAUCGAUGCAAAACUUACAGGUUUCAUGAAAACGUAUGGUCGUAGAUGUGCUAAUCCCAUUUUAAUAGUUAGCUAUGAAACUUUUCGUUUACAUGCGCAUGUUCUCCACCAAGACGAAGUAGGACUCGUACUAUGCGACGAAGGUCAUCGUUUAAAAAAUUCCGAGAAUCAAACUUACCAAGCGCUUAUGAGUUUGAAAGCUAAAAGAAGAGUAUUACUUAGCGGAACACCUAUUCAAAAUGAUCUUCUAGAAUAUUUUUCUCUUGUACACUUCGUGAAUCAAGGAUUGUUAGGAACUGCACAGGAAUUUCGAAAGAAAUUUGAAAUACCAAUUUUACGAGGCCAAGAUGCAGCUGCAACAGACACCGAACGCAAGGUUGCUCAAGAACGCUUAGCAGAAUUAAUAACUAUCGUUAAUAAAUGUCUCAUUAGACGUACCAGCGCUUUACUUUCUAAAUAUUUACCACUAAAACACGAACUUGUAGUUUGUAUAAAAAUGGGCAAAUUACAAACUGAUCUUUAUAAAAGUUUUGUACAAAGUGAUAGCAUAAAAAAAUCAAUGGAAGAGGAUUCCGAUGGUCCGAAAAAAGGAAGAAGCCUUUCUGCACUUUCUGCGAUUACGCUUUUGAAAAAAUUGUGCAAUCAUCCCGAUUUAGUUUACGAUAAAAUAUUAGGGAAAACUGAGGGAUUUGAAAACGCUGCAAAAUUAAUGCCGUCAAACUAUAAUACUAAAGAAAUUUUACCAGAAUUGUCCGGAAAAUUAAUGGUAUUAGACUGUCUUCUGGCAUCCAUUAAAACAACAACAAACGAUAAAAUUGUAUUGGUGUCGAAUUAUACGCAAACUCUCGAUCUAUUCGAAAAACUGUGUCACAAACGAUGCUACAAUUACGUUAGACUCGAUGGCACAAUGAGUAUUAAGAAAAGGGCGAAAGUAGUAGAAAAUUUCAAUAACCCAGACAGCAGCGAUUUUAUUUUCAUGCUUAGUUCGAAAGCUGGCGGGUGUGGGUUGAAUUUAAUAGGUGCAAAUCGUCUUGUCAUGUUCGAUCCUGAUUGGAAUCCUGCAAACGAUGAUCAAGCGAUGGCUCGAGUUUGGAGGGAUGGUCAAAAGAAACCAUGUUUCGUAUACCGUUUUCUUUGCACUGGUACUAUAGAAGAAAAGAUUUUCCAAAGACAAGCACAUAAAAAGGCUUUAAGUUCAACAGUUGUAGAUCAAGAGGAAGAUGUUGCAAGACAUUUCACGUUGAACGACUUACGAGAUUUAUUUAAACUGGAAGAAAAUACGAUAUCUGAUACUCAUUCAAAGUUCAAAUGUAAACGGUGCAUUAAUGGUAUAGAAGUGAAAGGACCACCAGAGCAAUCUGAUUGCAAUUCUGAUCUAUCAGAUUGGAGGCACGCCCAUAAUCCGCGAAAUUUGCCAGAUUUAUCGCUACGGCAAUGUUGGUCAAGUGGGAUUUCUUUCGUUUUUCAUCAUCGUUCACACGAACAAGUAAAAUAAAAUUACAGUUUGUGCGAUUUUCCCUUUUUAUACUGCUACAUAUGUGAAAGUUAUUCAAUUUUUUAUUUAAUACAAAGAGUAUCUAUGGAAGAAAUGUAUAUUUUUCAAGAGUGGAUGUAAUGUUAAUGUUAAUGCCUCACCUGACAUUGUUUUGUAAAAAUACGUAAUUAUAAGUUACUGUACUAUAUAGAUUUAAAAAAAGUUCGAACAGUAUAGGCAUUUACACAAAUAUAGGAGUACGUAUGUGAAAUAAAUUCCUAUUUACAGAAAUUUCAGAUUAUGUGUGUAUUAAAAAUUUUUAUAUUCACAAAUACUGAUUUCUAAUUUACUAUUUUAUAUGAUACCAUUGAACUAAGUCUUGUUAUAGAUGGUCAUCAACUCGAUGAUAUGAAAAAAAUAUUUGUUUUAUUUUAUUAUAAGGAGUAUGGAAUUAAAUAAAUUAAAAUGCUCAAUUGUAAUCGAGAAAAAGAUUAUUCAUACAAUUCCUCUUUUAUAAGUUUGUAUAGUUUCGCAAUAAUAAUAGAAUCAAGGAAAUGCUCAAACGAGAUCCUUUCCAAUAUGGAAGUAAAUUCUGAAACAUGAUGUUUUCGAUACGAACAAUAUAUUUAUAAGCUCGCUUUCGGGUGAGUUGUGCGUAGAAAACGAAGGGUCAACAGAGGCUUCAGGAAUUUGUUCCACAUAAACAGCGGAACGGCAGAGAAAAGUGGGGAAACGAGAGGAAGUUAGAGUGGGGGAAUAGAAAUAAUGGAAGAGGCAACACGUGACCGAUCAACUCGUUCCCUGAUUGGCGGAGAGCAACGAACUCGCUUUCCCUCCUAACCCGUUGCCGUUCGCUCGCCCUUCUUCCGAGGUUCUGUGCAGCUGCCCGCUCAGAAUAGUUCCAGAUGUGGCCAUGUUUAGUUUGAUCUUUGAAGUUUUCGCUCAUCGUCUCAUAACUGAUACAUUUUUAUACUAUCUGCUGACACAGUAAUACGGUCUGUCCGACCAUCGUAUUUUUCGCCUGCCUGCGGCUAGUCUCGUUCAUAAAUACAUAUGUUCUUCUUUUGCUGGGAUUAAUCUCCAAACGCGGAAGUAACACGAGAGACGUUAAAACGCCUGUAAAUCCAUCGGGAAACAUGAAAUCGCGUCGAGUCCGUGGAUACUGAUACUUUUCGAUAAUUCUAUCGUCAAUAACAGAAGCGCGUCUGAUCGAAUUCGCAGUUGUUUCUACGGCGAGGCCAGAUCAAUUUGUCGUUCCCUUUCUCUCUCUCUCCCAAA